Theobroma umbraticum is the source of this 2377-nucleotide messenger RNA. Its product is annotated as ARP protein (REF). The record is from RefSeq and is a predicted model, not a curated record. Lineage: Eukaryota; Viridiplantae; Streptophyta; Magnoliopsida; Malvales; Malvaceae. Gene Ontology annotation, cellular component: mitochondrion. Gene Ontology annotation, molecular function: oxidoreductase activity.
AAUUACAUAACAUUUUCGACAAAAUCCAAGAUGCGAAGACAAGAAGGCCGGCGUUUCCUCGUGUUGUGCGUUUUGGGGAAUGGUAAUGAUAUUUGCUUUCAUAGCCGAUGCCUCCGAGAACAGUAACCACAAGAUAGAGUAAAUUUCUACCUCCAACUAAGUACCAAAAUCCAAUCCUAGUACUGACAAUUAGGGAAGGACUAUUUCUUUCGAAUAAAUCAACGAACCCCUGAAUCACAGAGAACAAAAAAAAAAUGGAGCUUAAACCUGGCUUAUCAGCUCUGGUCACUGGUGGUGCUUCCGGGAUUGGUAAAGCCUUGAGCUUAGCUUUGGCAGGGAAAGGAAUAUUCGUGACAGUUGUGGAUUUCUCCGAAGAGAGAGGAAAGGAAGUUGCAUCUCUGGUUGAGAAAGAGAAUUCCAAAUUCCACAGAAACUUAGGGUUUCCAUCUGCUAUUUUUGUGAAAUGCGACGUUACUAACACUAGAGAUAUAACUCUUGCAUUUGAGAAGCAUUUGGCUACGUAUGGAGGAUUGGAUAUUUGUAUUAACAGCGCCGGCAUCAGUAAUCCAGUACCAUUCCGGAAGGAUGAAACUGAUGGCACUAAGACAUGGAGACAUACAAUUAAUGUCAACCUCAUUGCCGUUGUUGAUUGUACACGCCUUGCGAUUAAAACUAUGCAAGCUUUGCAAAAGCCAGGGGUGAUAAUCAAUCUGGGAUCCUCUGCAGGUCUUUAUCCCAUGUACAUGGACCCUAUCUACUCUGGCUCAAAAGGUGGUGUUGUCAUGUUUACUAGAUCACUAGCUCCUUACAAACGUCAAGGAAUACGUGUCAAUGUUCUUUGCCCUGAGUUUGUUCAAACAGACAUGGGAGAAAAAGUGGGCCACAGAUAUAUUUCUCUAAUGGGAGGCUUUGUGCCAAUGGAAAUGGUGGUGAAAGGUGCUUUGGAGCUUAUCAUGGAUGAGAGCAGAGCUGGUUCUUGCCUAUGGAUUACAAAUCGCAGAAGCAUGGAGUAUUGGCCCACUCCAACAGAAGAAGCAAAAUACUUGUUGCGUUCUUCCGCAAGUUCCAGGAAAAAAAUCUCAUUACGAGCUCCUUUAAGCACCCAACUUCCUCCGAGUUUUGAGAAAGUAGUUGUGCAUACUUUGAGUCACCAUUUUCGUGAUGCUACUCAUAUAGUACGUGUUCCAUUGAAACUACCUAUUGAAUCGGAUCAUGUUCUUCUGAAAAUCAUUUAUGCUGGUGUGAACGCAAGUGAUGUGAACUUUAGCUCAGGUCGUUAUUUUCAAGGCAGCAAUAAAGACCUUAGUACCCUUCUUCCAUUCGAUGCCGGAUUUGAGGCAGUGGGAAUAAUUGCUGCAGUUGGAGAUUCUGUAAGUGAUUUGAAAGUCGGAACUCCUGCUGCAGUCAUGACUUUUGGAGGUUAUGCUGAAUUCAUAAUGGUCCCUUCAAGGCACAUACUUCCCAUUGGUAGACCUGACCCUGAAGUUAUUGCUAUGCUUACUUCAGGAUUAACAGCAUCAAUUGCGUUGGACAAGGCUGGUCAGAUGGAAUCCAGAAAAGUUGUCCUCGUAACAGCUGCUGCUGGAGGGACUGGACAAUUUGCAGUCCAGCUUGCAAAACUGGCAGGAAAUAAAGUUGUUGCCACUUGCGGAGGGAAAGAAAAGGCAAGGCUUUUGAAAGAAUUGGGUGUUGAUCGAGUCAUAGACUAUAAAAUUGAAGAUAUCAAAACUGUUCUCAAGAAGGAGUUUCCUAAAGGGGUCGACAUCGUCUACGAAUCUGUUGGUGGGGACAUGUUUGAUUUAUGCUUGAAUGCUUUGGCUAUCCAUGGACGACUCAUUGUGAUAGGAAUGAUAUCUCAGUAUCAAGGGGAGCAUGGAUGGAAGCCGUCAAAUUAUCCUGGACUUGUUGAGAAGCUUUUGUCUAAAAGCCAAACUGUGGCCGGCUUUUUCCUGGUUCAAUAUAACCAUUUAUGGAAAGAACACCUGGAUAGACUAUUUCAACUUUACUCUUCGGGAAAGCUUAAGGUUGCAAUAGACCCGAAAAGAUUUUUGGGCUUGCGUUCUGUUGCAGAUGCUGUUGAAUAUCUCCAUUCGGGUAAAAGUGCUGGCAAGGUGGUUGUUUGCAUCGAUCCGACUUUUGAACAGCAAAUGGCUAAGUUAUGAUGUGACGAUGUUGAAAAAAACAUCCUUCUGGGUGAAGCCUCUCCCAAUUCUUCAAAUAAGUAUACACGUGAGAAGAGAUUGAGCUGUAUUACACUCUUUGCAUCUCAUACCAAAAUACACACAUUCUGUUGGAAAUGUAGCUGGAUUGUGUUCCAAUAAAAUGAAUGGAGGAUUAUAAUAAGAGGCCUAUAGAAAGGGCAAAAAGUUGGUUUAUC